CGCCGCAGGCCGGGCCGCCGAACGACCGCGGCGCGGAGGGGGCUUCGCGGGCGGGAGGCGGCGGCGCCGCGCAGGCCCUUGUGUGGCAUCCGGUCACCGCGCUCCCCAGCCACAGCAUGGCUCUGAAGGCCGAGGGCGCCGCGCUCGACUGCUUCGAGGUGACGCUCAAGUGCGAGGAAGCGGAGGAUGAAGCGGAGGCCGCGGUGGUGGCCGUAAUUCCGCGGCCCGAGCCCAUGCUCAGAGUGGCCCAGCAGGAGAAGACCCCACCACCUAGGCCCAGCCUGCUGGAGGCUGGUGGUGAUGGCUAUGAGGAGCCCAGGCAGCAAAUGUCUUGGGAACAGGAGUUCCUGGUGGGGAACAGCCCAGGAGGCAGCGGGCGGGCACUCUGCAUGGUGUGUGGUGCUGAGAUCCGCUGCCCCUCGGCCGACACAGCCCGCACGCACAUCCUGGAGCAGCAUCCACACACCCUGGACCUCAGCCCGUCUGAGAAGAGCAACAUCCUGGAGGCCUGGAGUGAGGGGGUGGCCCUUUUGCAAGACGUCCAAGCUGACCAGCCAUCCCCACCCAGCUCAGACUCAGGCCGGGAUGUGGAUCCAGACCCAGACCCUGAUCCGGACCCUGCCGGGAUGCCAGCUGAAAUUGUUGUUCUCCUUGACUCCGAGGACAACCCAUCCCUCCAAGCCCUCCCUAAAAGGACUCGACCCAGGGGACUUCGCCCCCUCGAGUUUCCUGCUGCCCCUGCCACAGAACCAGCAAAUAAGAAGCCCCGUGGUCAGAGGUGGAAGGAGCCCUCUGGUGAAGAACCUGUCAGAAAGAAAAGAAGCAGACGCGUGACCAAAAAUGACCCUGACCCAGGUGAAGGGGAGGCCCAGAGAAGUGCGGCGUGGGCUCCAGCUGCCGCACUCUGUAAGAGGAAAGUGAACCAGGGAGGGGGGCUGGAGCCCAGAAAUGGUGCCAUGUCUGGCAGCUCACCUGAGGCCUUGGGCUCAGGCAUUUGGUUCCUGCCCGAGUGGGGCUGGAAGACCCAGGUGCCUAACCUCACAGUUCUACCCUGCCCUCCCUUCCCAGACCCCCCAUCAUCUCCUGACUCGCCCAUGGAGACCUUCGCAGCCCCAGCUGAGGUACGACACUUCACGGAUGGCAGCUUUCCCCCUGGCUUCGUCCUCCAGCUCUUCUCCCACACCCAGCUCAGGGCCUCUGAAAACAAGGACUCACCCAAAGAGGGGAAUGUGGCCGAGGGGGGCCUCAGCCAGCUGCAAAGCCCCUCCCCAGGCAUUCGAGUGUGUGGAUCAUAAAUUAUGGAUAACAUUGCGAAGAAUGGGAAUUUCAGAGCACUUAAUUCUGCUCAUGAGGAGCUGUGCUUAGACCAAGAGGCAGUCGUUCAGACAGAACAAGGGGAUGCUAUGUGGUUUAAAAUCAAGAAAGGUGUGCAUCAGGGUUGUAUCCCUCUCACCAUACUUAUCCAAUCUGUAUGCUGAGCAAAUAAUCGGAGAAGAUGGACUAUAUAAAGAAGAAUGCAGCAUCGGGAUUUAGGAAGACUAACAACCUGUGAUAGGCAGUUGACACAACCUUGCUUGCUGAAAGUGAAAAAGACUCGAAGCGCUUACUGAUGAAAGAUUACAUCUUUUGGUAUGGAUUACACCUCAACAUAAAACAAAAAUUUCAAAACUGGACCAGUGAGCAACAUCAUGGUAAACGAAGAAAAUAUUGAAGUUGUCAAGGAUUUCGUUUUUUUUUUUUUUUUGGAUCCACAAUCAACACCUGUGAUGGUUAAGGCUGUAUGUCGUCUUGGCUGGGCCGUGAUUCUCAAUGGGUUGGCAGUUAUGUGAUGAUGUAGUCAUCCUCCAUGAUGUGGUCUGAAGUGAUUAGCCAGUUACUUGUAACGGGAGUUUCUCCAGGGGUGUGGCCUGCAUCCAGUGUAUAUGGAUGUGCUGGCAGAGCUCUCUUGCUCUAGGUCCUGCAUCCACCUCAUCAUCAUCUGACCCCUGGUUCUUGGGGCUCGAGCCAGCGCCCUGCUAUCUGCCCUGCCAAUCUUGGGCUCGUCAGCUCCUGUGGCUACAUGAGUCAGGAGGGGCCUCCAGCCUGACGCCUGACCCACAGACUUGGGACUUGCCGGCCUCUACAACCCUGUAAUCCAUUAUCAAUCUCUCUUCCUCUCUCUCUCUCUCUGUUUAUAUGUAUGUAUAUGUGUGUAUUUACAUAUGUAUGUCCAUAUUUGCAUGUAUAUACGCACACACAUACACUUCACUGCUUUUGCUUCUCUAGAGAACCCAACCUAAGACAAUGCUCGCUGAAGCAGCAAUCAAGAAAUCAAACGAUGUGUUCCAUUGAGCAAAUCUGCUACAAAAAAACCUCUUUAAAGUAUUAAAAUCAAAGAUGUCACCUUGAGGACUAAGGUGUGCCUGACCCAAGCCAUGGUAUUUUCAGUUGCCUCAUAUGUAUGCGAAACUGAACAAUGAAUAAAGAAGACUGAAAAAGAAUUGAUGUAUUUGAAUUGUGGUGUUGACGAAGAAUAUUGAAUAUACCAUGAAUUGCCAGAAGAACAAAUCUGUCUUGUAAGAAGUACAGCCAGAAUGUUCCAUAGAAGCAAGGAUGGUGAGAUUUCAUCUUGCAUACUUUGGACAUGUUUUCAGGAGGCAUUAGUCCCUGGAGAAGGACAUCAUGCUUGGUAAAGUAGAGGGUCAGGAAAAAGACCCACAAUGAGAUGGAUAGACACGGUGGCUGCAACAGUGGACUCAAACAUAGCAACGAUAGUGAGAGUGACACAGGGACCAGGCAGUGUUUCAUUCUUUUGUACCUAGGGUCGCUAUGAGUUGGAACUGGCCCGACAGCACCUGACAACAACAAUUUCUGUGUCACUGUGCAGGCAUGCCAUGGAUCAGGUGGCAGCAAGUGUGUGUCUCUGCAGGUGCGUCAUCAGCUCAGAUCAGGUGCAGCAUGAGUGUGAUUGUUCUCUCUCCAUGGCUUUUCUUGGCUGGGUCUGUCCUCCAGUGCUUCCUGGUCCAGCUCCCAACCAGCAGCUUCAGGACAAGCCUGGGCCAGUGCCAGGGUUAGGCCAGCAUUAUGACAGCUCUCAAGGUAAAACUUCUAUGGAGAACUCCUGUAUGGUGUAUGCUCAGACCUCUGCAGGCAACCUCUGAACCCCACUCAGGACAGGCCUCUUCUCGGUCCUCCUCUGGACAGGCUUUUUCUCGGCCUCCUCAGGACAAGCCUCUUCUCGGCCUUAGAGUUACCGCCUCAGCACAGCUGGGGCAUCUUCUGUUGCCAAAAGCAGGCCGGCUCUGCUCCCAUGCUGUCAUUUGCUCUGUUUGGACAUCUGCCUGCACAGACUGGACUGUAGCUGCCUCUUUAUGGGGCACCCUGGUCCGUUCGUGACCUCCUGUCUGGAGGAGAUGCCCAGCUCUGUUCCACGGACUGACUUUCACCACCAUCAUCAUCAUCUCUGUGGGCCACUCACCCACUGCCUUGUCUGCCAGCCUUGUGGUUCCUGACGCUCACACCACUGCCACCAUUUCUUUGCCCUUGGCUCUGCCAUGCUUGCCGCCGUUUCUCUUGGUCUUUAGUGUUAUCAGCUCAGUACAGCCCUUGACUCGGAUCUAGGAGGUUUUCAGCACAGGAACCCCAGAUUCAAAGGAUGUACUAAUCUCCAAGCUGAAUUCUCUGCCGUCUUUCCAGCUGCUGUCACUGAACCCCUAGCAAAGGCCAGCCCUUCUGUACUUGCUGUAGCUCAUCCCCUCUCACUAACAACACUGGUGCAUCAGUUCUCUCUGUUGCACCAUCCAUUUUUUCCUCUCUUCUGGGUCUUUCCCACCAGCCUACACAUAGCAGUUAUUUCUCCCUUCUUAACGCCUCACCCCUCUCUCACGACUUUUCCAUUUCCUAACCUUUUUCAACAAUUCCAGAAAGCAUUUUCUAUACUAACCAGCUCUCAGCCCUCAUCUCUCUGGGUCUGGCCGUCAUGAGGGAGCAGUGCUCACCUUUCUUGGAGACACUCUUCUCUUGGCCUCCCAGGCAUCUCCUUGCUGGGUUUUUCUGCUGCUUCACUAGCUAUUGAUUCUCCACUCUCCCAGUUGGAAGCGUCUUGUAUUGUUGUCUGUCUUCCAUUUUCUGGAACGUAAACUCCUUCAGGUCAGGAUGAUUGCCUGUUUCAUUCAUGCCCAGAGUAGGUGCUGCUUAUGUACUGUACUUGAUGAAUUCAUGAAUGAGUCCCAGCCACAGGCUGGGGUCUGCACUUACUCUCUGGGUGAUCUCAUCCAGGUUCACAGCUUUAAUAUGUGCCCACAACUACCUUCUUGAGUCCUCUAACCUGGACCUCUCUCCCCUGAGUUCCAGCCUCUCUUACUAGGCUAGGAUACCCGAUAAGUCUUAGAUGCAAAGGAGUCAGCUGAAGGUAAGGGGAGGAGGGGAAGGGACUGCAGCGCUAAGUAUCCAUGUGCCAAAGUAAGUGGAGGGCGUCUGGCUUAUGUGUGAGGAGCUUUGAGCCUAAUUUCCUGGUUAGUGUGGUCCUUGGAGCCCUGGUGGCACAGAGGUUAAGAGACUGGCUACUAACCAAAAGGUUGGCAGUUAGAAUCCACCAGCUGUUCCUUGGAAACCCUAUGGGGCAGUUCUGCUCUGCCCUACAGGGUCGCUAUGAGUUGGGAUCAACUUGAUGGCAUUGAGUGGGUUUGGUUUUUUUCUUUUUUUGGUUUGGACAAUAGAGUGAUGCCUCCUGCUGUCCUUGGGCUGCCCCCUUGUACCAGUUGCUGGGCUGUGGAGAUGAAGGGGCAGUUUCCAAAGGUUCUUGGGACCAUCCUCAUGGUGGGGUCUGGGAGCCCUGACUCUACUCUCUUCCACCCCU
This is a messenger RNA of Loxodonta africana (African savanna elephant), 4837 nucleotides long. It is a transcript of the gene SPINDOC, whose product is annotated as spindlin interactor and repressor of chromatin binding. Bases 117 to 1295 code for a protein of 392 amino acids. The record is from RefSeq and is a predicted model, not a curated record. The transcript has 5 exons. Gene Ontology annotation, biological process: negative regulation of DNA-templated transcription. NCBI's taxonomy places the organism in Eukaryota, Metazoa, Chordata, Mammalia, Proboscidea, Elephantidae.